Molecule: messenger RNA, 2119 nt
Organism: Dermacentor andersoni
Lineage: Eukaryota; Metazoa; Arthropoda; Arachnida; Ixodida; Ixodidae
Product: epithelial sodium channel subunit gamma-like
Biological process (GO): sodium ion transmembrane transport
Cellular component (GO): plasma membrane
Molecular function (GO): ligand-gated sodium channel activity
Source: RefSeq, a predicted model, not a curated record
UUUCAGUGGUAAGCUGAGCUUCCGUGUGCCGCAAUUUGAAAAGCCAGUUGGGAAACUUACUGUGUUUUGAUUUUAGUCUGUUCCACAUGCUUUGCGAAAUAUCUGCCAUUGAGACCCGAAGCGUUCGCAAAAGCUAGUUAACGGCAACCGACGUACGUCGGCAAUGACAAAAUGUGGACUUUCUUAAAAGCUUUCGCACUGGCGCAGCGUCUGACGAAUGGCGGCGCAACAUCAGGGUAUGACGUACGCGUUGACGUAUCAGCAAAAAGCGCACGCUCACCACUGGGAGUUGUGGCUGUGGUGUGACGCGGAAUCAGAAGCAGCAAGUCAAAACAUGCGAGACAAGCAUCUCUCGACAACGGCUAAAAAAAAAAAAAAGAAGAAUCGGUCGUCGGAAAGAAUCGCAUCGCAGAAUCGCAGCAUGUGAAGCAGGCAUUCGCGCGUAUAAGCCGCGCCCUCCACAGCGUUCAAUCGAUUAUCCUCACGAAACGCGCGUUCGCAGCUUUGCCUCAAGCUAUGUCAGCAAGGAGCCGUGCUGAAGAACUGCAGCUGCGAGUCGAGCUUCAUGCCCGCUCCGUCCUACACCCAUUACAACGUCUGCGACGUUCUCAACAACAACGAGACCCUGUACUGUGUCGACCGUGUGAGACGUCAUUAUGAACUGGGUCAACUAGAAUGCAACUGCCCGCAAGCUUGCGUAGAAACGUUGUUCUUGAAAUCAGCCUCCAUUGCAGCGUGGGCCAAAGACGUGGGUGGGAGCACCAAUGCCUACAGACAACGGACAAAAAGAAGUUCCGUCCCUGCCAAAGUGGUCAUCUACUUCCAAAGCCUCACAGCGCAGAAUGUUCGACAAGUGGCUCAAUACAGCCCUUCGAACCUGGUGAGCAACAUGGGCGGCAUACUGGGGAUGUACGUGAGCUUCUCGUUCCUGGUGAUCUUCGAGAUAUUCGAGGUGAUCGCCCGCUCGGUGCUGUCGGCGCUGCGGGUCUGGAGAUCGCGCAACCGGCAGCAGGCGCCCGCCACCAGCGCCUGGUGGAAGGUCGAGAGGCCGGUGGCCGCCGCAGUGCCAGAGACGUUCUACACGAGCCGCGCUAUGCCUAUUUUCCAGAGGCCCUCGCUGUCACUAUACCAGGGCACUGCCAGUCGGUGGCGAUGACCUGCAGGGAGCGCUCGCAACAUCGAGCUAUAUAUAGCCGCCCGUCCAGAAAGCGUCGCAUCGAGUUAGAGAAAGAGGACAAGCAAGAAGACAGAGAGAACCAACCGUGGACUCCUAGUACCAAUUUGGUACAUUGUCAGAUGUCUACUUUGCAGCAAUUGGUGCGUUGUACCAGUUGCUUCGAGACUAUUUUCUUGUUACGUAUUUUGUUUAUGUUCAGUACAUUGUGCUAUUCCUCAUUCCUCUGAUUCUUCCCCAAAUGUUUCUAUUGUUUUCCUGUCAGAGCUAAAUGCCUUCUUCAAAUUUCAUGCAAAUUUUGGCCAACCCACCAUAGUGGGUAUGCGCCACCAAUAAAAGUAAGAAACAAACAGACUCUUUGGACACCGAGAAAGCAGUGUGAAAGAUGAAGACGACGCGGAGACCAUUCCACCUUGGCCAAUCCCCCAGUGUGGGUAUGAGCCAUAAUAUGAGGCCAUCAUCAUCAUCAUCAUCCACGAAAACAAAUAGGUUUUCGGCAUGGUUUCUCCAUUUGAUGUGCGCAUGCAGACUUGGAAAGCCGUAUCCAAUAACUUGCUCGGCAUCGGAAACAAUUUAGUGCAUUAGUGACUCUUCACUUAGCGAAAGAUUAUGAUAGCAUCGAGUACCCGCUACUGCUGGACAGACUACAAUUUUCUUGGGUAUAUAACGGCAUUCAUUUUAGAAUUUUUAACAGACUUUUUUUGUUUUCAAGUUCAAGCAGACAAGAGAGGUGCCCCAGAGGGCUGUUCUGGCUCCUGUACUAUUUAACCUGUUGAUGAUGAUGAGUUACGUUCCGCUGCACCAGGAGAUGUAUGUCUAUACAGAUGACAUCACAUUUUUCGUGGCAGCGGGAGAUAUCAAUUCUCUUUACCUGUCUUUGCAAGCAUACCAUUGUGCUCUAGAGGCGUGGCUUCACAACCUUCAUCUGUCACAAAACGGAAAUAA